This is a messenger RNA of Nanorana parkeri, 3972 nucleotides long. It is a transcript of the gene TRAPPC11, whose product is annotated as trafficking protein particle complex 11. Bases 153 to 3554 code for a protein of 1133 amino acids. The record is from RefSeq and is a predicted model, not a curated record. The transcript is spliced from 30 exons. Lineage: Eukaryota; Metazoa; Chordata; Amphibia; Anura; Dicroglossidae.
UGAGGUGGAGGAGUAGAGUGCAGAUACAGGGUGAUAUUUCGGUGAUCUGUGCAGUGUAAGAGGGGAGCUGUGCACUGACACCCUGCACACUGGAGUCAUGUACGGAUGGGCUGACACUGUCUUCUGAUCAGGUUUGCACCCAUAUUUAAAAAAUGAGCCCCACACAGUGGGAUUUCCCUGUGGAACUAUGCUGUCGUCCGAUGGCCUUCGUGACUCUUACUGGACUAGAUGUGACAUACAAUGCCAUCCACAGAGCAAUUUGGGACGCAUUUUGUGCCAACAGAAGAGCAGACCGAGUGCCCAUCUCAUUUAAGGUCCUUCCUGGUGACCAUGAAUAUCCAAAAUGUAGGACAAAGAGAACAUCGUAUGAAUGGUACAUUCCUAAAGGCAUUCUGAAGACUGGAUGGAUGAAUAAACAUCUCACUCUGGUGCCUGCUUUGGUUGUUGUGUUUUAUGAACUGGAUUGGGACGAGGCCCAGUGGAAGGAGAAGCAAUUAGAAUGUUCAACCAGAGUAGAAAUUGUGAGGCAAAGCUUGCAAGGAAGAAAUACAAAGGUUGCUGUGGUUUUAAUUCAGAAGAAAACCCCAUUACCACCAGGUGAAGAUCUGGUUGCUUCAGAACGAGCUGCCUCUCUGUGCAAUGCCUGUGAUCUCUCGGGAAAAUCUCUCUUCGUGCUCCCACACACUGACCACUUGGUGGGCUACAUUAUUCGGUUAGAAAAUGCUUUUUAUGAACAUGCGCAGACCUAUUACUACACUGAAAUCAGAAGGAUAAAAUCCCAUAAGGAGUUCUUAAAUAAAACCACUCAUCAGCUGCUGUUUGUAAGGCAUCAGUUUAAGAUUGCUUUCUUCAGUGAACUGAAACAGGAUACGCAGAAUGCCUUGAAGAAUUACCGGACAGCCUAUAAUCUGGUUCAUGAACUGAGGGCUCAUGAAACAAACAUGUUGGAGAUAAAAACUAUGGCUGGCUUCAUCAACUAUAAGAUCUGCCGCCUGUGUUUCCAGCACAACACCCCUCUAGAUGCCAUUGCUCAGUUCAGAAAGCACAUCGAUUUGUGCAAGAAGAAGAUAGGCAGUGCUGAGCUGUCCUUUGAGCAUGCUGCCUGGAUGUCUAAACAGUUCCAGGCUUUUGGAGAUUUGUUUGAUGAAGCUAUAAAGUUGGGACUGACUGCCAUUCAGACCCAAAAUCCCGGCUUCUACUACCAACAGGCAGCAUAUUACGCACAGGAGCGCAAGCAUCUUUCAGCUCUCCUAUGUAAUCACAAUCCCUCUUUGGCAUAUCCCAGUCCAGAUCCUAUGGAGACCCCUAAUGGAGCCCUGGAUUUCUAUGGACAGCGGGCAUGGAGGCAGGGAAUACUAAGCUUUGAUCUUUCUGAUCCGGAGAAGGAGAAGGCAGGGAUUCUUGCUCUGCAGCUUAAAGAAAGAGAAGUCGUUCACUCGGAGCUUAUUAUCAGCCUCCUGAGCAACGCUGUAGCUCAGUUUAAGAAAUACAAGUGUCCCCGAAUGAAGAGUCACUUAAUGGUGCAAAUGGGAGAAGAGUAUUACUUCGCUAAAGACUACACUAAAGCCUUGAAGUUGUUGGACUAUGUCAUGUGUGACUAUCGCAGUGAGAGGUGGUGGACGCUGCUCACUUCUAUAUUAACCACAGCCCUGAAAUGCGCUUAUCUCAUGGCACAACUAAAAGACUAUAUUACCUACUCACUGGAACUGCUUGGAAGAGCUUCAACAUUGAAAGAUGAUCAGAAGUCCAGGAUUGAGAAGAACCUGAUUAAUGUGUUAAUGAACGAGAGCCCUGAUCCAGAGCCGGAUUGUGAUGCCUCCAUGGUAAAAACAGCACAACGGCUGUGGGCAGACAGAGUUUCUCUGGCGGGUAGCAAUGUGUUUACCAUUGAGGUUCAGGACUUUGUACCAUUUGUGCAAUGCAAAGCCAAGUUCCUGGCCCCAUGUUUUCAUGUUGAUACUCCAGUUGAGCUGUAUGUUUAUCUGAAAACAGAUUGCCCACAUCCAAUCCGCUUCUCCAAGCUCUGUGUUGGAUUUAGUAACCAGGAAUAUAACCAGUUCUGUGUGGUGGAAGAGCAGUACCAAGCCAGCGAUAUACUGGAGCAGUCGGCACAGGGGACAAUGUGCCUAGUGCCAGGAAAGACCAGAAAAUUCUCAUUUAAAUUUGUAGCCAAAACCGAAGAUGUUGGAAAGAAAAUUGAGAUUACAUCAGUGGAUCUAAUCCUGGGGAGUGAAGCGGGCCGUUGUGUGAUCCUAAACUGGAGAGGGGGUGGAGGAGAUGCAGCCUCUGCUCAAGAGGCAGUGCAGGCGUCACGCUCUUUUAAGCGCAAACCGAAACUACCAGAAACUGAAGUACAUUGGGACAGUAUCACAAUCCAAGCCAAUACCAUGAUUAUUUCUAGAGUACCUAAAUUGUCUGUCCUGUUGCGUCAUGAGCCGCCUGCACUUAAUAAUGAAAUGUACUGCCUAAUGAUAACCAUACAAUCUCAGGAGGACACCGUCAUUAAGGAUGUAAAGCUGACUGCGGGACUUAAACCAGGGCAGGAUGCCAACCUGACACAGAAGACUCUGGUUGCGCUUCAGGGAGCAGAAAUGUGCGAUGACUCAAGCCCGGCUUUGCUCACUGACAUCCCCAUAGGAAACCUGCAGCCCGGAGAAAAGCUGGACAUGCCUCUGUAUAUCCGCUGCGGCACUGUAGGUACACGCGUUUUUCUGGUUUAUGUUUCAUACCUGAAAGACACAUCAGUGGAGGACAAGGAGGUUGUCUGCAGAUGUCACCGGGAUGAAACGGUUACCAUUGAGACCGUAUAUCCAUUUGAUGUUGCUGUGAAAUUUAUAUCCUUAAAGUUUGAACAUUUAGAUCGUGUUUAUGCUGAUAUACCCUUCUUGGUAAUGACGGAUAUCUUGAGCGCUUCCCCAUGGAGCCUCACCAUCCUGUCCAGCCAGCUACAACUCUCAUCAUCUGUCACACCUGUGGACCAACUGGAAUCCCAUGUGGAAAAUGUUGUCCUGCAGACUGGAGAGAGUGCCAGUGAAUGCUUCUGCCUCCAGUGUCCUCCUGUAGGAAACCCCCAGAAUGGCGUGGCCACUGGCAGCUAUAUUAUUUCUUGGAAGAGGAGCUCAGCUGGAGAAACUGUACCUGUUGUCAGCACUGUUGUAACACUACCACAUGUGAUGGUAGAAAGCAUCCCACUCCAUAUUAAAGCAGAUCUCCCAUCUUUUGGAAGAGUAAGAGAGUCUCUGCCAGUAAAGUAUCAUCUACAGAACAAGACAGGACUAGUUCAGGAUAUUGAAAUUGCAGUGGAGCCAAGUGACGCCUUCAUGUUUUCUGGACUCAAGCAAAUUCGGCUCCAAAUCCUCCCUGGCACUGAGCAGGAGAUGCUGUACAAUUUCUACCCACUAAUGGCCGGGUACCAGCAGCUGCCGUCUCUUAACAUCAGUCUUCUGAGGUUUCCAAACUACACCAGUCAUAUGCUGAAGCGUUUCCUACCCACUCAUAUUUUUGUGAAGCCACAAGGUCGUCGUGUGGACGAGGACUCCAUAGAGGCCGCAUAAGAAGACAAAUCCUGUGUUUUCUUCUGGCUCUGUUCAUCUCUGUUCUGCUUGUGGCCGAUAAUGUUUUCCUAAAGCUGAAAACUUUUUUUUUUUUUAUCGGAAUUUUGAGAAGUGCUUUUUUUUUAUAGGAUGCAUUUGAUAAUUUUGUUUAACAGUAUCAGGAUUUGGCCAAAGCACCUUCAGAACAAAUGUGACAGUCCGUCUAUGGUUCCGUAGAGUUCUGCACAAUACUGCUUGGCUAUCGGAGUCUUGUUAAUUAUUUUUCCAGUCAUCAACAGAGAGAGAGCUAGGCUUAGGUCAUGUACUCUAUGUACAUCUCAGUCCUAUCUUGGCAUUCAUAUAGACAUGCAGCAACCUAACAGUAUGUAUUUCAUUUUGUGGUGCCUGCCAAGCAGCCAGUCUUUCUAUGUAACCUCGG